Salvelinus sp. IW2-2015 is the source of this 5032-nucleotide messenger RNA. Lineage: Eukaryota; Metazoa; Chordata; Actinopteri; Salmoniformes; Salmonidae. The record is from RefSeq and is a predicted model, not a curated record.
CUCCUUUCACUGUCUCAGGGUGUUCCAUCUUGUCUGUCCAUUCACCUCUACACCACCACAAAACCAUCCUGACAAGGCCCUGUUCUUAACAGAAUGCUGCACUUUUYUGCAUUUUGACAAGCUUAGUGUAAAGACAUAAAAUAAGGGCAGAAGUCACUCAUACAGUCAUGAAGAGGUGGGUGCUGUAUGAGUGUACGGUUGGCCAGGGUAGCUUAAACAGAUUAAGAUUAGGAUCACUUUAUUGGUCAAUUGCACACAAGGUCCAACCAAAAUUUGACAUCUGCUUUUAACCAACCCAACCGAAAGACACACAUACACACACAGGCUUUUUAUGGAGAGGUGCUCGGGGCUGACACACUGGGCGCCCGGGGACUGUUAUUGUGCCUAGCUCAAGGGCACAACGGCAAGUAAUGGCAUCUAGGAUUUGAAACCCUCUGGUUUCAGCUCACUUCCCGGCAGAUUUUUCCCAUUGGAUCCGGAAUUCCAACUGGCAACCCUCCGGUUGCUGGUUCACCUCUCUAACCGCUAGGCUACCUGSCUCCAACAGUUCAUGGUAAUGACCAUCCCACCACAUCCCACACACAGGAACACAGGACACCUUGACUAUCUACUGUAUCCAGCAGCUGCACAACGUGUCAGCACAGAUUCAGCAGGGUGUUUCAGGGACUUUAGACACAAAGCUUAAUUUUCCGUUGGCGGUUCCACACUUCGAUACAUCUGAGGAAAGUCCCAAAUUGGCCCUGGUAACUAAAGAAUCAGCUGGGGGCGGGCACAGACAAGGUUGGGUGAGAAGUGUGUGUGUGUAUUGCGGGGAGGUGUGGUGUUUGAUGGAGUGAGAUGUGCAAUGACACAGAGGCCCAGAUCAGAAGGCUAUUUAAGAUUAGGAUCCCUUUAUUGGUCAAUUGUACAUAAGGUCACACUGAAAUUUGACCUCUGCUUUAUCUCAACCCCUCCAAAAGACACACAUACAUAUACAGUUUGGAGGAGGGGGAUGCCACAUUGGGCGCCCGUGGAGGAGGAGUUGUGGCGGGUUAAGUGCCUUGCUCAAGGGCACAAUGCCUUGCCCAUCAGAUCCCCCCCCCCCAUCUGACCCGGGAUUCGAACUGGCAAACCUCCGGGUGGCUCACCGCCCAGAAGGUUAUUUUCUCCAAUGACAGAGAGUCAUCCAGUCAAUGCUCCAUCCAGUUACUGCUACAGGAUGAGUUGAUCCCCAAUAGGCCUAUCAACUGUGGGGAGAUCCCGCUGAAUUGGUAAACCCUGGGAAACUAGUGGAAUGACACUGACAACACCAUAUGAUUGACCGAUUAGAUCACAGGUGUCAAACUCAUUCCACAGAGGGCCAAGUGGCUGCGGGUUUUCACUCCCUCUAUUGUACUCGAUUGAUGAAUCAAGGACACUAUUUAGUAAGGAACUUCAAACAACUGGUUGUCUAUUGCUUAAUUGAAAGGAAAAACCUGCAGACACUAAACCCUCCAUGAAAUGAGUUUGAAACCCCUGGAUUAGAUCACAUGCAAACCCUUUUUUCUCACAACUUCCUGGUGCCAAAUGCACUCUAUGCAGAAUUCUUGCAUUGCGUGCCAUUUUGCCAUCUCUAGCAGAGUUUGUGCUAGUCCUAAAUUAAAAUCCCAAAAAACAAUUUGGCAUCGUUGACAUAUUAGGUCAAUCCAUAGCCUAAACCGGGGUAAAACAGGAAUUCGAACAUUAAGUGAAUUAAAUCAAUCAUCUGUCUUAAUUAACAUUGAACACUUAAGUUAUAUAGGUUACAAUAAACCUUUAAUAUCUUAAAGGUGUUGGUUUAAAAAAAAAAAGUAGACCGUCAGAACGCACUGUUUGAGUUUGCAAACAGGAAGGUAAAGAGUUAAUUCUUAUACGAAAGGGAAAGCCCCAGUUUCGCGGAUUUGGUUAUGUGAAUGAGAGAGAGACAGUUUACGGACUAUUUGAUUCGUUGCAAUAAAAGGAGGAACAUAAUAGCCUACUGAUUUUCUUCACUUGCCUACCUGCAGUUAUAUUGCAGGUGUGUUACCGUCAGUUAGUUUAUUCGAAAGUCUUAUUUAUCAUAUUCAAAACAUUUACGAGUCAGUUGUGUGAUUUUAAUUUAUUUAAAUUAUCAGUGUCCACAAAUUCUCAAAAGGAACACUUAUGGAUUUGGAGAAUAGCUUCGAGCCAUUCUUGUAUUGGCAUGGCAAAUUACAUUAUUAAACUCCAAAUGCAAAACGACAUUUGGAUACUGUCGUGGAGAAGGAGACUGUGCCUAGGCUAUAGAAAACAUAAAUUGAAUUCGCAUUUGAAUCACUGCUAUGUUUUGAGACGACAAACACCUGAGGCUGAUUCCAGGAUAUUUGAUCCGUGUUCAUGCGGAGGACCAUGACCAUGAACGGUCACCAGACUCAAACCACAGUGCCACUGGAUUUGCGCACCACAAAGAGGGAGUGUGGGAACGGUGCCGCCUGGACUCCCACCAGCAAAGGUCUCUCCGUUCGGGUGAGAGUGCCGUAUCCCACUGCCCCACUCACGGAGGAUGACUGUCCAAACGGAAAUCCCAGCCCUACUGUGGAGCCGCUGGCGCAUCGUUGUGGAUCAUCGUUGAUAAAACCUCCUGUGAACACGGGAAACCCGGCAGUUCUGGAGAAAAAACACUCCCCAGCUGUAACUUCUCACACGCCAUUCACUCCGAACCCUGGUGAGCGCAGCACAACAGACACACGAACACAGGACAUAUCUUCCUCGAGGCUUCCUUUUAGGAAACGUCAAUUUCCUACCGAAUGGGAGACGCCGGAACAGUCACGUACCCCACCCGAGAGAGAGGAGCGCUUAUCCCCCUACAAAGACUUGUGCUGCAGACCGAGUCCUCCAAAUAUUUUUUUACAGAGCUACGACAAUGAGAAUAUUGGUUCCCUGGCAUCCGUCUCACACAGACAAUUGUCCGUCGCCAGCGGUUUUGACAAUGGACACCAAAGCGUCGGUCCGGUUCGUUCAAUGCAAGCACCCCGUCCUUACUAUCCCUAUCCAGGGUACCCAUUCUACUCCUGGCCCAGCAGGUCACCGCUGGUUGUGAACGUGCCUGUCUCUCACCUCCAGUCCUCUCUUUACCCGACGGGACACACCGAACACCUGCUGGCAGAUGUUGCCCAGGCGACGUGCCAAGAUGACGACGGCGACACGGCUCUUCACAUAGCAGUGGUGCAGGGGCAGGACGCUCAGAUCCAAAGAAUGAUCCUUCUCCUGGGACUGGUUCACACAGACCUGGACAUUUACAACAACCUGAGACAGACCCCUCUUCAUCUGGCUGUGAUUACCCAUCAGGCCCAGCUGGUGGAGGCAUUGCUGCGUGCGGGUGCUGACCCGCGGGCUCUGGACCGUAACGGUCAGACAACGGUCCACCUCUGCUGUGAACACGGCCAGCAGGCCUGCCUCUCUGUGGUCCUUUCCCACCCCUCCAUCUUGACUUGCCUGGAGGUCAGGAACUAUGAGGGCCUCACCCCUCUCCACCUAGCUGUACAGGGUGGACACAAGGAGCUGGUCAGAAUGCUGCUGGAUGCUGGGGCGGACAUCAACGCUAUGCAGGACAUCAAGAGUGGCCACAGUCCUCUCAUACACGCAGUAGAGAACAACAAUAUGGACAUGGUGCACUUCCUCAUAGAGAAUGACUGUAAUGUGAAUGGCCAGUCGUACAGUGGCAACACGGCCCUGCACUGUGCCUGUGGGCGAGGCCAGGUAGACACAGCCAGGCUGCUACUGAAGAACAGAGCCGACAGCAGUGUGAAGAACUACCACAAUGACACCCCCGCGAUGGUGGCCAAGAACAAGAAGGUAACAGAUGUACUACGAGGGAAGGGCUCCAGAAACCAGCAGCCCAAACCUCAGUGUGUACCAGCCUCACCACACAGGAGCACACCCCACUCACAGAACAGAGGUUCCCCAGGUUCCCCAUCUUUCACCAUUGGCCACUCCCACAGCUUCGCCUCUUCACCGCAGCGCAUCCCAUUCCCCCAGGGCACCUCCCACUCCCUCCCCUCACAGCCAAUCAGCAGAGAGCCUGUCAGGCCGCCAGUCUCCAAUGAAGAUCCAGGAGAGCGAGCAGCUGCCGGUGAGGCUUGGCUCCGACAGGAUGACUGCAGUGGACAACAGCCUGGCCCAGAGAAGGACCUACUCACUGACCCACAGCUACCCUCCAGCAAUGCACCACCAGUCCCCCAUCACUGAUGCUCAAAUAGGACAUCUACUAGCCUACUACUCCCCUGGAGUCCAGAGACCUCUUUAUCCAGAGCCUCCCUUUAUCCUCCUCCACACCAACAUCCCUUACCCAGCCACUGUCUCUACUUCCUCCCAAAUGACCCCUGGCCAAUCCCGGCCCUCCAGCCACUGCAGCGACCAAUCAGAUGUCUCCAUCACGAGCGUCAAUAUGGGCAACGGUAACAGUUGACAAAAGGUGCGCUUUCAGUGUCCCUGCUGAGUUAGGUUCCACCACUGUUUGAGUUAUUGGUUGGUGACUAGAAGGACUUGAGCUUAAAACAAGGAGGAAGUUUAUUUACUACUGUUGGACUAUAGAGCCUAUGCUGGUAUGAUUAUGUACUUCUAGCGCUCAGCUGGAUGCAUAUGGAUUUGUAAAGAGACUAAUACACUGGAAGAAUGAACGUUAUUGCAGUUUCCUGAAUAGACUUAAUUCAGAACUGUUAUCACCGUGUGUGUGAUGGCUGUGUGGAAACUGGAGCUCCACCAGGAGGUCUUGAAUGUUGCUACCUUACUUGAAAUUCAUGAUUAUUUUUCAGGCUCUCUUUUCUGGGUAACUGUUGUUUACUUUGAAUAAUGUAGAAUUGAUAAGUCCAAGAAUAAAUAUUUUUCUACAUUAUUUCCUCUCAUGCAUAGCACCACACGGACACAUGCACGACCUUAAUGGUCUUUAACGUCAUCAAAAGCCAAAAAUACAAAAGUUGUUUAUUUAUGAUUCUAAAUACAUUUCAUCACGGUCUGGUGAAAACCUCAACUCCAUUUCUGCCAAUGUUUGUUACAUGUAUUAAAAGCAGUAACUGCA